Messenger RNA from Dictyostelium discoideum AX4, 1827 nucleotides. RefSeq names its product mitochondrial substrate carrier family protein. Bases 1 to 1827 code for a protein of 608 amino acids. The record is from RefSeq and is a predicted model, not a curated record. NCBI's taxonomy places the organism in Eukaryota, Evosea, Eumycetozoa, Dictyosteliales, Dictyosteliaceae. Gene Ontology annotation, cellular component: membrane; nucleus. The transcript is spliced from 3 exons.
AUGGAUAUAUCAAAUAGUAGUGGGAAUAAAAUCAAUACUACUACUACUACUAAUAAUAAUAAUAAUAAUAAUAAUAAUAAUAAUAGUAAUAAUACAUCAAAUAAAAUUAAUAUAGAUAGUAUAAAUAAUAAUAUAAAUAGACAAAAAGAGAUUUUAAGAGCACAACAAAAACAACAAAGAGAUAAUAUGAAGAGUUUAAAGAAACAACAAGAGCAUGAAACAAUGUUUGAUUUCAUUUUACAAUGGGGAUCAUUAGCAUGUAGUAAAUUAUUAUUUUUCCCUAUAGAAUUUCCAAUUCAUGCAUUAACAACCUUUAUACAAUCACAACCAACACCACAACAACCAUUAUCACCAAAUUCUUUAAUACAAAACUUUGGUGUUGGUGUAUCACCAUCAAAUAUACAAUUAUCAUCAUCACCAUCACCAUCAUUAUUACCACCUCAACAACCAAUACAUUCAUUCACAUAUAAUAUAGCAACCUCUUCAUUUGUAGAGAAUUUACCAACACCAGUAUCAACAUCAUUAAUCAAUCUUUUAAGACAUAAAGGAAUUCAUAUCUAUGAUGGUGGUAUGGUUUACAUUGUACAUAAUAUGAUCACCAUUUUAAUAAAUUUCAUACAAAGAUCCUUUAAUAACUUUCAAACCAAUUUAAAAAAUAAUCAUAAACAUGGCAAAUCUCGUUUAUCAAAGAAUUCCAUUCAAUUGAUUAGUGGCUCGCUCUCUUUACUUAAAUAUGCCCUAACAUUACCUUUGGAUGUAAUUAUGACUCGUCUCAUCGUUCAUAAAUUUUAUAGAUCUAAUAAUACUCGUAAUAAUUUAAAUGAUUGCACUUUUAGUGGUGUUUGUAAAAAUGAAGGAAUUAGAGCUUUAUAUACUGGUUGGGAAGUUAUUGUUUUAAAAUCAUUAUUAGAACAGGUUUAUACUAAAUUAGAUAAUAUAUUAAAAAAUAAAAAUAAGAAAAAUCAAUAUCCACAAAAUCAACAAUAUCAACAAUAUCAAAAUAAUAAUAAUAAUAAUAAUAAUAAUAAUAAUAAUAAUCAACAACAACAACAAGAAUCUGAAAAGUCACCACUUCAAAUUACAUUAAUGGGUGUUAAAAUUUUAUUAGAUUAUAUUUUAACAGUUGUAAAAGUUAGAUUAAAUAUUAGAAAUAUAGGUUUAUUUAAAACAAUUAAAAAUAUAAUUAGUAGACAGGGUAUUAGAGGAUUAUUUAGUGGUUUAAAUACUUAUUUUUUAUUAUUCCCAUUAUGGAUGAUUUCAAUUUUAGUUGCAAAUAUAAUAUUCUUAAAAGUAAAAGGUACUCUAGAUAAAAGUAUAAUACCAAUUCCACCAAAUUCUUCACAAUCUCCAAAAUCUUCAAAUAUUUCUUCAUCACCUUCUACCUAUGAUGGUGAAGAUACUGCUGAUUCUGGUCUUUGUUUAAUUGGUGAUAUCUCUUCUCAAUUAGUAAAGGAUGACUCUGAUAAUGAUAACGAUAUCAUUGAAAAUAAUAAUAUUGAUAGUAACCAACAUACAUCAGAGGAAGAAGAGGAAGAAGAGGAAGAAGAGAGUGAGAUUCAAAGAAUUGAACAAUUAAAAGAGAUUCAAGAACAAGAGGGAAAACAAGAGCAACAACAAGAACAAGAACAAGAACAAGAACAAGAACAAGAACAAGAACAAGAACAAGUACAAGAACAACAACAACAACAACAACAACAACAACAACAACAACAACAACAACAACAACAACAACAACAACAACAACAACAACAACAACAACAACAACAACAACAAGAACAACAACAAGAAGAAAUUCAAAAAGAAGUACAAGAAAAACAAGAUGAUUGA